GGUACGUGCUGAGUGCGGGAAAGGGGAAGCGAAUCGGGGCCAAGAGAGGGGGGAACACGGUGUGAGGGAGGGAGCGAAUCAGUGGAGAGUGAAGCAGGGGCACCCACGGUGGGGAACCCCCCCGUCCCGGCCCAUGGCCACCGUUGCCGGGCCCUGACCUCCCCCGCCAUGGAGAAGCCGGCGCUGCCAGCGGGGGGACCCGCCGAGGCGCCCGGCCCCUAUGUCCCGUGCCUGCGCCGGGACUGCUGCGAGCGGGUGGUGAUCAACGUGGCGGGGCUGCGGUUUGAGACCCAGGCCAGGACCCUGCUCCGGUUCCCCAACACCCUGCUGGGCGACCCCCGGCGCCGGCUCCGCUACUACGACCCGCUGCGGAGCGAGUUCUUCUUCGACCGCAGCCGGCCCUGCUUCGACUCCAUCCUCUACUACUACCAGUCGGGCGGGCGGCUGCGGCGCCCCGCCAACGUCCCUCUCGACAUCUUCCUGGAGGAGCUGAAGUUCUACCAGCUGGGCGAGGAGGCGCUCAGCAAGUUCCGGGAGGACGAGGGCUUCGUCCAGGAGGAGCAGCGCCCGCUGCCCGGGCCCGAGUUCCUCAAGCAGGUCUGGCUGCUCUUCGAGUACCCGGAGAGCUCGCAGGCCGCCCGCAUCAUCGCCAUCAUCUCCGUGCUGGUCAUCCUCAUCUCCAUCGUCAUCUUCUGCCUCGAGACGCUGCCCGAGUUCCGGGACGAGCGGGACAUUUCGCUGCCGAUCCCCCAUCACCGGGCCAACAGCAGCCACGUGCACGCCCCCAAGAGCCAGCUGGACGACCCCUUCUUCAUCGUCGAGACCAUCUGCAUCUGCUGGUUCUCCUUCGAGCUGGCGGUGCGGUUCCUGGCCAGCCCCAGCAAGCCGGCCUUCUUCAAGGACAUCAUGAACAUGAUCGACUUCGUGGCCAUCAUCCCCUACUUCGUGGCGCUGGGCACGGAGUUCGCCCGGCAGCGGGGGGUGGGCCAGCCGGCCAUGUCGCUGGCCAUCCUCCGGGUCAUCCGGCUGGUCAGGGUCUUCCGCAUCUUCAAGCUCUCGCGCCACUCCAAGGGGCUGCAGAUCCUGGGCCAGACCCUCAAAGCCAGCAUGCGGGAGCUGGGCUUGCUCAUCUUCUUCCUCUUCAUCGGCGUCAUCCUCUUCUCCAGCGCCGUCUACUUCGCCGAGGCCGACCACGCCGAGACCAACUUCACCAGCAUCCCUGAGGCCUUCUGGUGGGCCGUGGUCACCAUGACCACGGUGGGCUAUGGGGACAUGUCCCCCGUGACGGUGGGCGGGAAGAUCGUGGGCUCGCUGUGCGCCAUCGCCGGGGUCCUCACCAUCUCCCUCCCGGUGCCCGUCAUCGUCUCCAACUUCUCCUACUUCUACCACCGGGAGACGGAAGGCGAGGAGCAGGGCCAGUACGUCCACGUGGCCGGCUGCCCUGGCCACCUGCCCUCCCCGCUGGUGCCCGCCCGCCGGGAGAAGGCCUGCGGCAAGGAAGACACGUACUGUGGAGAUGGGGCCCUGGCGCUGCCCAACUGCCGGCUCCUGGAUGGGAUGGUGGCCUCGGCCAGCAGCCAGCCGGUCCUGUUGGAGCCCCAGCAACCCAACCGGGGCCUGGUGACCCAGGUGUGAACCUGCUGGCACCUCUCCCCACCCAAUUUCCGACCCGCCGCCCCCACCGCUCCUCGGCACCUCUCUUGGGCGGUGGGAGACGAGAUUGGGUCCUGGUUUUGGCCACUCUGCUUCUAACCAGAGAGGGGCGAGGGAGUGAGGGGUGUCUCCUGGCAUGGAUACUGCCCCCCCUCACCUGGCCAGAAAGCUCUGGAUGCAGCCGGCCCAGUACGGACGCCUCCCCCGCCCCCCCAGUCCCGUCUCCAGCUCCCUGACUGAGAGCAGCUGGCCCCGGGGCACUUGCUGAGCUCACCUCAGCAUGUUCUCGGGUUACAUCUGCUGGAGAGCGCCCUGGAACAUACCCCACGCCACCGAGCCCCAAAUAGCAAGCGUGGGGAUAAAUAAGGGAAGGCUUCUUGCCAAGGUAUCUCAGCGAGCUUUGCAGGGCAAUACAAUCCCAGCCGUUGGAGAGGUGGAGGGCCAGGGGCAGGGGCAGGGGCUGGGGAGGCGGCCAGAGCCCCGGGGACAUUGUGACUGUGUUUCACGUGCUGGACUGGGGUUGUCUCCCGUUCAGUGGAAUCCUCCCACCCCCGUGUCCCACUUUGGGAGCCAUCCUUCUCCUCAGCUCCACACCUCAACUAGGGACAUGCCCAGCCCACCUGGCCUCUCCCAUGGGGGCAGAUUCAAAGCUGGGGCCGGGAUGGUUGCUUCUGCCAUGUCUCCUUCCUGCCCCCACCAGGUGCAGGGCGGAUCUCCCCUGGAGACGUUUGCCUGGUAAGCUGGGCUCAAAGGCGUCGGCCCUUCCACAAAACGGGCCAAGCAAAGAGAAGAAAACUUGGCUCACGGCGUCCAUAAGGGCGAGCUCCACGCUGGUGCCCCAGCUCAGCCUCGACUUAACUCAGUGGGUCACUCAGCUUGUCCCCAACCCAACGCAGUCCAGGACCCUCCAGUCCCACAACCCUACGCAACUCAAUCCCCUCCCAACCCAACCCAGCCCAGUCCGUUCCCAACCCAAUGCAGUCCAGUCCCCUGCAACCCUACGCAACUCAAUCUCUUCCCAACCCAGUCCAGUCUGUCCCCAACCCAACGCAGUCCAGUCCCCCACAACCCUACGCAACUCAAUCCCCUCCCA
This is a messenger RNA of Mauremys reevesii (Reeves's turtle), 2746 nucleotides long. It is a transcript of the gene KCNA7, whose product is annotated as potassium voltage-gated channel subfamily A member 7. Gene Ontology annotation, biological process: protein homooligomerization; potassium ion transmembrane transport. The coding region runs from base 169 to 1635 and encodes 488 amino acids. NCBI's taxonomy places the organism in Eukaryota, Metazoa, Chordata, Testudines, Geoemydidae. The transcript is spliced from 2 exons. The record is from RefSeq and is a predicted model, not a curated record. Gene Ontology annotation, molecular function: delayed rectifier potassium channel activity; protein binding. Gene Ontology annotation, cellular component: voltage-gated potassium channel complex; membrane.